Molecule: messenger RNA, 1970 nt
Organism: Cyphomyrmex costatus
Lineage: Eukaryota; Metazoa; Arthropoda; Insecta; Hymenoptera; Formicidae
Gene: Fitm
Product: acyl-coenzyme A diphosphatase Fitm
Exons: 1
Coding region: 164-1357 (397 amino acids)
Biological process (GO): lipid droplet organization; phospholipid biosynthetic process; lipid storage
Cellular component (GO): endoplasmic reticulum membrane
Molecular function (GO): coenzyme A diphosphatase activity
Source: RefSeq, a predicted model, not a curated record
AAGCUCAAAAAAAAUUAAAGCAAUUAGGAACAGUCAGUCGCACGCUGGAAACCUCCACAAGACGUAGUGAUAUACGAUAUGAUAUAUCUUUCUUACCUAAGAGGUUAGCUCAGUGCGAUGGUUCUAGGUGACGUUGACCACCGAUAAUCAAACUCAAGACGCGAUGGCAACAGGUAAGCGACGUAGCAUCCACACAUCGUCCGGGAACACCGGCUCGUCUGGUUACCCCGGCAGCGGUUUGCGCUCGAACAGCCGAAUGAACUUCCGGCCGAGCAACACACAACAGGAAGACCGUGGUGGCACUCGACCGACCGCGGCACCGAGCUCGAUCGGCCUCAUCCUGGUCACUAUGCUGCUGCACGUUUGCAAGAAGUCGCUGCUGUUCGACACCCGGCUCAAGGUGGCUGUCUACUGUGGCAUGAUAUUCACGGUCUCCCUGAUUGCAGAUUUCAUCGCAAUGCCACGCACAUAUUUCUCCAGAUCCGACAACGUCCUGAAUCAGUACUUCGUCAAAUGGGGCUGGGGCUGGUUGCUAUCUGUAAUCGUACCCUGGGUCGUCCUGACAGCUCACACCCUGGGUUGUGGCCGUCGACCGAUCCUGAUGAGACACUUUGCCCGCGUUAUACUUGCCACCUUUGCUUGGUUAAUCUGGACAAAGCUGUUCAAUUACAUUGAGACCAACUAUGGCAGAUGUCUGGGUACUCGCGACAUUCACAUGCAGUCCAAGGCAAAAUGUCUGCAAUCAGGUAGAUUUUGGAGUGGCCUUGAUAUAUCUGGACAUACAUUUAUUUUAAUUUAUUCGAGUCUAAUCCUUGCCGAAGAAGGAUCCUCUUUAAUAGGAUGGGAGGGUAUCAAGGAUCUAAUAAUGCGAGAAGAACACACACGGUCUGUGCCGACUGAGAGUAGCACUGGUCCAUUGCGUAAUCUCUCAGAUGGUGACCUGGGAUUCUUGAAAAAGGCUCACCGCGCACUCACACCAUAUCUACGUGGUCUUUUUGUGGCAAUGACAUUACAGCAGCUGCUGUGGGAUAUCAUGUUAGUAUCAACAAUGCUUUAUUAUCACAUUAUGAUUGAGAAAUUCCUGGGUGGCGCAGCUGCAGUCAUUACGUGGUAUAUUACGUAUAAAUGGUGGUACAAGCUGCCCAGGAUUGGCCUGCCAGCACCUGGUGAUGGCCUCUUUAAAUACAACGAGAUAAAGACUAAUCCGGAGAUCAACACCAGGGUGAGACGCACCACACUGAACGGUAACAAUCAACCAAGGUUUAUGGGAAUGCCGAUCAGAACAAUGCAAGAGUCCUCGGAAUUGAAUUCGUCAUUCAGACAAGCAGAUCUCGACACAUCUGUUACAAGAGGGUAAAAACGUCCUCGAUAAACUGAUCACGAACUUUCACGCCGGCACUCUUGUCUCCUUGAUACUAAGUGCAAUUUGGUGAUCGUACAGCAUGGAUCAUCGGUUAUAUAUAGGGACUGAAUAUUUUGAGAAUAUCCAAAUAGAACUUAUAAUGCCUUAUGAUCUACGAAAUUUCCAUUUCUAGUAAACAAUUAAAACGUUGCAUCGGCACACGCGUGAGGAAUAUAUAAAAUGUAUAUAUAAUAUUUAAAUAUGUGAUUAUAGGAAAUAUAUAGGGCACUCUUAUGUUUGAUAUAAAUGUUGAUUCGAAUGUACGAAUUGUAAAAACUAAAAAUUCGUCUAAAAUUUAUGUAUGGGUGGCUUCCUUUAUUUUUUUCUACACGUAAGCAAAGGAUUUCAGACACCGAGUAUGUAUUGGGAUGUGGGUUUAAUUAAGUUGAUUUAAACUCGGAGUGCUUUUAAGUUCUCUACUUCGCUUUUAAAUUAUUCAUAAUUAUAGGAUGAUAAACAGGAGUAUGUGCCUGUUUGUUUCGGUUCUGGAAUGUUAUUAAGAACAAAAAAAAGACACAUUAUUUAUUUAAUCUGUAUAGAGUUCAAAGUCUGUGUCUUUGAUAACACU